CCUCAUCAUCCCGAUCAUCUCUCUCCUCCUCCGGCACAGUCUGGCGCUCUCCUCGCCGCGCAGCUUUUCUAAUCCUUCUCCUCAAACUCUCGUCCGGACCAAGAAACUGCAACAUUCCUGAGGACAACCUUUUAUACGCCUCACGAACGUAUCAUUCCUCCAGACCAGAAGAAACAUUUGGAGAACACCUGGACAGCGUUACUUCCUGGUUAUAUAACUUUUCUUACACUUGAACGACUCCUUUACAUUCCAAAGACUUUGGCCCCGGACCUACAUCGAUUUUUGUCUUUUUUUCUUACCAAAGUCUUUUUUCUUAUUGUCAUAUUAUUCUAUAUAGACCAACAAAGCAGGACGCAGUAGCUCAUUUUAUUUUUUGCGCACAACCCAGAAACUGCAUUUUGCCCCCCCCCCCCCCACCCUCAACGUGUAGUCUUAAAUUUAGUAAGUAAACAGUCAACAAUGGCAGGUUUGAACUCUCUGGAUGCGGUGAAGAGGAAGAUUCAGUGUUUGCAGCAGCAGGCCGACGACGCAGAGGACCGAGCUCAGGUCCUACAGAGAGAGCUGGACAGUGAACGGGAGCACCGAGAGAAAGCGGAAGGUGAUGUAGCAGGUCUGAACCGUAGGAUCCAACUGGUGGAGGAGGAGUUGGACCGAGCCCAGGAGAGGCUGGCCACAGCACUGCAGAAACUGGAGGAGGCUGAGAAGGCCGCAGAUGAGAGCGAGAGAGGGAUGAAGGUUAUUGAGAACCGAGCGAGUAAGGACGAGGAGAAGAUGGAGAUUCAGGAGAUACAGCUGAAGGACGCUAAACACAUCGCCGAGGAGGCCGACCGUAAAUACGAGGAGGUUGCCCGUAAACUGGUGAUCCUGGAGGCAGAGCUGGAGAGAGCUGAGGAGAGGGCCGAACUCUCAGAAUGUAAAGCCGGGGACCUGGAGGAGGAGCUGAAAAAUGUGACCAACAACCUGAAGUCCUUAGAAGCCCAGUCUGAGAAGUACUCCGAAAAAGAAGACAAGUACGAAGAGGAGAUCAAAGUUCUGACUGACAAACUGAAGGAGGCUGAAACCCGUGCAGAGUUUGCAGAGAGGAGCGUGGCCAAACUGGAAAAGUCCAUUGAUGACCUGGAAGAGAAAUUAUCACAAGCCAAAGAGGAGAAUCUGGGCAUGCAUCAAGUCCUGGACCAGACCCUGCAGGAACUGAACAGCUUAUAAAAACACAGAGAGGAAGCUGGAGAGGAUGAGAUCGUCAUGUAACAUUCCUUUAAUGUUCGAUUCCAUUCCACAUUUCGACCUGUAAAAUCUUUAUUCCCAGUGUGAAGGGGGUUUAACUUAAUGCUUGUCCAUGAUUUUUUUUUUCUAAGGCACAACUUGGUUUCUUUUUUUAUGAUGGGAAGUAAUUUUGAUCCCAUUGCUUCUUUUUUAUCCCCAGCUGUGAUUGCAGAAAUUCUCCCCAGAAAUGAUUUUUGACCACUUAUUUAGAAAGAACCGGCAACUAACACACCCAAAGAAACCUCAGAUUAGGUCACUGCCUGAACUGGCUCAAUUUUACAUUUUAUGUGCACAUACAUACAUUAAGCCUCUGACUGAUUAUUUGAAUACAUAUGCUACAGAUGGUGUUGGGUUUUGCUGCGACUACAUUUGGGCUCUGAAGUGCCACCCAGUGGUGAUACGAUGUUAGUCAACAGUCUUGUUUUUCUGAUCAUGCUGUACCACCUUAAGAUGCUACAAGUUAACAGACAUUUGGCUUAUGUGUGCCUGUUUUAGCAGUAUGGUACUUAAUCUGGUUGUGUGAUGGGGAAAUGUACAGGUGACCUAAUGGAAAGCUUCAUUGAUAAAUAAACAGGUCAAGGCACAUGCUGCCCAGUCUCUCUGGGCCUCCCAACAUUUAAUUAGAAAAAGAAUGGCUCUUUUGCCAUUCCCCUAUUAUCCUGAGGCCUACAUGUUGAAGAUGCACGGAGUAUUCAUGUGCAUCAAAAGAUUUUUACUCUAUUUUGUUGUGUGGGAGUCUGUGCAGAACCUGAGAGCUGUGCAUGUACAGUAUCUAGCAGUGACCUUUCUUACCUGUACUACCUUUCCCUAAGCUAGACCUGACCGUUGACACAUUCAUCAUGAUUGCCAACAAUCUGCCAUAAUGUAGCCAAUAUUUACUAGAUUUACAAUAUAUUGUAUUACAUGUGCGAGCUAAACCCAAAACCACUUGAAGCUCAAGUCAAGCUUUUAUCAACCACGGAUACUUAUUGUAUAUAGUAGAAUAAUGUUAGGUAUUUGAGAAA
This is a messenger RNA of Anarrhichthys ocellatus (wolf-eel), 2267 nucleotides long. RefSeq names its product tropomyosin 4a (gene tpm4a). The coding region runs from base 460 to 1206 and encodes 248 amino acids. The transcript has 8 exons. The record is from RefSeq and is a predicted model, not a curated record. Lineage: Eukaryota; Metazoa; Chordata; Actinopteri; Perciformes; Anarhichadidae.